CUCUGGGCGCUCAGUGAUACGUACACCUUCGACAUGGUUGGAUCACUGCUGCUGGCUGUGGGCGCAUUGGCGGCGCUGCUCUAUGGCUUUCUGGUGUGGAACUUUGGCCACUGGCGACGACGGGGCAUCAAGGAGCCGAGGGCGCUGCCGCUGCUGGGCUCGUUCCCCAAUAUGGUCUGGCCACGCCAGCACUUUACCAUGGACAUGAGGGAUCUGUACAUGAAAUACCGGGAGACGGACAGCUACAUCGGCACAUAUCUGCUGCGUUCGCCCAAGCUGCUGCUGCUGGAGCCGCGGCUGGUGUACGAGGUGUUCGUGAGUGCGUUCCGCCACUUUGAGGACAACGAUGCCGCCCGCAUGGUGGACACCGGCAAGGACGUGCUCGUCUGCUGCAAUCCCUUCGUGCUGGAGGGGAACGAGUGGCGCCAGCAGCGCGGCAUCUUCUCCAGCCUGCUGACCAACGGCCGCAUCCGCACCACCCACACCAUCAUGCAGCGCGUGUGUCGCGAUCUGUGCGACUUCAUUGGCAGGGAAUCGCUCAAGGGAGAGCCGCAGGAUGGCAUGGAUCUCGGCCUGCGCUUCACCGGCGACAGCCUCUUCGACUGCGUGCUGGGCAUUCAGGCGCGCUGCUUCAGCGACUCGCCGCUGCCGGUGAUCCGGCACAACCGGGAGAUGUCCAACGAGAAUCCGGGCCUGGCCAUUGCCGGCGCCCUCAACGGCCUCUUUCCGCGCCUGCCCCGCUGGCUGCGGCCCAAGAUCUUUCCCCGCUCCUACGACCGCUUCUUCGGCGACCUCAUCCGGGAGGCGUUCCGGCUGCGGCGCGGCCAGCACCAGGAGCGCAACGACUUCAUCAACCAUCUGCUGGCCCUGAAGCGGGAGCACGGCCUGACCGAGCCGCAGCUGACGUCGCACGCCAUGACCUUCAUGUUCGACGGCCUGGACACCACCUCCUCGACCAUCUCGCACUGCCUGCUGCUGCUGGGACGCUAUCCGGAGUGCCAGCAGCGCCUGUGCCAGGAGCUGGACCAGGCCAGUCCCACGAAGGAGCUGCCCGACCUGGACGCGCUCAAUGAUCUGCCCUAUCUGAGUGCCUGCUUCAAUGAGAGCCUGCGCAUCUAUCCAGCUGGGGGCUGGGCCUCGAAGACCUGCACCGAGGCGUACAAGCUGCGCGGCAGCCACCACAGCCAGCCGCUGCAGAUGCUGCCGGGCGACAACGUCAUGAUACCCAUCUAUGGGCUGCAUCACGAUGCCCAGUUCUAUCCGGAGCCGGAGGAGUUCCGGCCCGAGCGCUUUCUGGACGGCGGCCUCAAGCGGUUCAAGCAGAUGGGCGUCUUCCUGGGCUUCGGCAACGGGCCGCGCCAGUGCGUGGGCAUGCGUCUGGGCCUGGCCCAGGCAAAGGCCGCCCUGGCGGCCAUUGUGCAGCGUUUCGAAGUGCGUGUAAAUCCACGCACCGCCGCGGGCCUCGAACUCGAUCCGUACAUCUUUGUGGGCUGCCACAAGGGCGGCAUCUGGCUGGAUUUCGUAGCACGUCAGGUUUAGGUUUAGGUUUAGGUU
Drosophila obscura is the source of this 1554-nucleotide messenger RNA. RefSeq names its product probable cytochrome P450 28c1 (gene Cyp28c1). The coding region runs from base 34 to 1539 and encodes 501 amino acids. The transcript has 5 exons. The record is from RefSeq and is a predicted model, not a curated record. Gene Ontology annotation, molecular function: oxidoreductase activity, acting on paired donors, with incorporation or reduction of molecular oxygen; heme binding; iron ion binding. NCBI's taxonomy places the organism in Eukaryota, Metazoa, Arthropoda, Insecta, Diptera, Drosophilidae.